AUGAUAAUAAUUUGUUUAUUGGGAAUUUUUUUAUUUCCAAAUAAAAUAUCAUGUCAACAAAAAUCUAUUACCACCAUCACAUCAAUUCCUGAGACGAUUCCUACAACAGUUCCUACGGAAUCAAUUCCAAUAGCAGCUGAUGUACCUGGACAAAAUGCAUCUAUUUACGAAACUUAUUUAGAUCCUCGGGUUUAUGCUGCUUUAAUCUCAACGCAACCUGCCAUACCAGACGAUGGAACUAAGCCUACUGAUAAAUGCGUUUACGUUUCCACACCACGUCCUAACGAAAAUAAAAGCGUCAGUUGGGACUGCGAAGCUGGAUAUUAUUGUCUCGGUUCGAGUAACUCUUCAAAAUUCCCAUGUACUGAUGGAUUCUAUUGUCCAGAAAAUACACAGCCCAAUUACUGCUGUGAAGGUUAUUAUUGUGAAAAUCCAAAAACAAUCAAACUUUGCCCUGAAGGAACCGUUAAUCCAUUAUCUUGUCAUUAUAUGGCUUUUUGUCCACCCGGAUCAUCAUUUGCCAAUAAAUAUUUAGUUGGAGUUUUAGUAGCAGCCAUAAUAUUAUUGAUCUUAAUAUUAUUCCAAAUCAAAAAGAAAGCAGAUUAUGAAAAGAAUAAAAAAUAUAAGAGAUUAUUAGUAGAACCCAGAUUUGAAAAUAGUGAAAGAACAUUAGAUCGCGUUUCACAAACAUUUGAUAUUGAAUUUGAAGAUUUAAGUUUAGUUUUACCUUCUGUUUCAGGAUCACUUAAACAUGGUAGAACAUGUGCGAUCAUGGGACCAUCUGGUGCUGGUAAAACUACAUUAGUUUCCCUUUUGACAGGAAAAGUCUCUAAGCAAUUACAGAAAACUUAUUGGAUUCGUACCUCAAGAAGAGAGCUAACGAUACGUGAAAUUUUGGUG
Diversispora eburnea is the source of this 900-nucleotide messenger RNA. The record is from the annotation of a GenBank genome assembly. NCBI's taxonomy places the organism in Eukaryota, Fungi, Glomeromycota, Glomeromycetes, Diversisporales, Diversisporaceae.